AUGGCCGAAACGAAAAUGAAGGACCUUGCCACUCCGGCCAUGCCGGCCGAAACGCACUUGGUCUGGAUUGAUUGUGAGAUGACUGGGCUGGACUUGACGGUAGACCAGAUAAUCGAGAUAGCGUGCAUUAUCACAGACAAGGACUUGCAGGAACUGGACGAUGGGAUCCAAUUCGUGAUACAUGUGGAACAACCCGUACUCGAUCGAAUGGGCCCUUGGUGUCAGAAACAGCAUGGAAAGUCGGGAUUAUCCGAAGCUUGCCUCCGAUCACCCCAUACAUUGGCAGAAGUAGAUCAGAAGAUUCGACGAUAUCUUGAGCACCACUUGCCCGGGCUUGAAGGGAAAGCGGUCUUAGCAGGAAACUCGGUGUACGCCGAUAAAAUGUUCUUGGACAAAGACCUACCUCUGGUAUCACAAUACUUACAUUACCGCCUCGUGGACGUGAGCUCGAUCAAGGAACUUGCCAGGAGAUGGGAGCCCAAACUUGUAGAGCUUGCGAAACCCGCCAGCAUUCCUUCUAAACAUCGCGCACUCGAUGACAUACGCGACUCAAUAUCUGAGUUACGAUUCUAUCAAAAGCAUUUUUUUCUUCCAUCCAGCAGCAAUCAUGGAAAACCUUGA
Messenger RNA from Puccinia triticina, 621 nucleotides. RefSeq lists its product as uncharacterized. The record is from RefSeq and is a predicted model, not a curated record. Gene Ontology annotation, cellular component: mitochondrion. The transcript is spliced from 9 exons. Gene Ontology annotation, molecular function: nucleic acid binding; 3'-5'-RNA exonuclease activity. The coding region runs from base 1 to 621 and encodes 206 amino acids. NCBI's taxonomy places the organism in Eukaryota, Fungi, Basidiomycota, Pucciniomycetes, Pucciniales, Pucciniaceae.